Molecule: messenger RNA, 1416 nt
Organism: Aspergillus heteromorphus CBS 117.55
Lineage: Eukaryota; Fungi; Ascomycota; Eurotiomycetes; Eurotiales; Aspergillaceae
Gene: pex19
Product: putative peroxisomal membrane protein receptor Pex19
Exons: 3
Coding region: 213-1415 (400 amino acids)
Biological process (GO): protein import into peroxisome membrane
Cellular component (GO): peroxisome; peroxisomal membrane
Source: RefSeq, a predicted model, not a curated record
CUCUCUCUCUCUCUCCACCACCACCACAACCACCAUCAGCAGCUUCUUCUCUAGACAUCAAUCACCUCCUUCUUCCCUCUCUCUUCCUCCGCAGCACCUGAACGCGUCUAUGCGAUCAACCCCCGCCAACCCCCACUAACAUAACCUGCAACCACCCAUCUUCCCCCCUCCGUCCCCUCAUCCCCCACCUCGGCUAUCAGUUCUCAGUUGAGAUGGCCUCUCCAUCGGCCUCCCCCGCCACCACCCCAGGCGCAAACCCCAACUCCCAAUCUGCAUCAUCGUCAUCGCAGUUCGAAAAGCCCUCUGCUACAUCCAGCGACGCCCAACCAGCCUCCCCGAAUGCGCCCUCCGAGACCCCUGCGCCGUCGCGCGGGGCGAAUGUCGCCAGCGCCGAGGAUGAUGAUGAUGACUCCGAUUUCGAUGAUCUAGAUGAAGUCCUCGACGACUUCAAACCCACCCCGAAACCCGCCUCCGCCUCCGCCACCGCCCCCGAUGCCUCCCCCGCAGCCGACGACUUCGACGAAGAAGCCUUCCUGAAACAACUGGAACAAGACAUGGCCAGCAUGAUGGGCGGCGCAGGAGGAAAGAAAGACUCCUCAGCGUCCGGCUCAGCCGACCAGCCCCCUCUCGACGCCGACGCCGAGACCUUCGCCAAGUAUUUCGAGGAAAGCGGCAUCAAUGCCUCGGAUUUCUUGAAGCAGCUUGUCGGCGAUGUGAUUAUGAAGGGAGACGAUGGGGCGUCGUCUAGUGGCGCGGGCGCGGGUGCAGGUGCAGGAGCGGGGUCUUCAACGACGGCAGCAGCAGCUUCAACAGGGUCAGGAUCAGGAUCAGCAGCAGCAGGCGGCGCGCCCGAAACCUUUAACGACACAAUCCAACGCACGAUCAACCGGAUGAAAGAAUCCGGCGACAAAGCCACGGCCGCAGCCUCGGAGGACGAAAUAUCCGAUGACCUUGUCGCGCAGCUCCUGAAAGCCAUUGAGGCUGGUGGCGGCGCCGGCGAGGAUGGCGGGGACGAGGGCGAUCUCACGAAGAUGUUCAUGGGGAUGAUGGAGCAGUUGUCCAACAAGGAGAUCCUGUAUGAGCCGAUGAAGGAGCUGGAUGAGAAGUUCGGGCCGUGGUUGGAGGAGAAUCGCAAGAAGGGGACGGUGUCGGCAGAGGAUCUGGAGCGGUUUGAGAGGCAGGCGGCCGUGGUGAAGGUUAUCGUGGCGAAGUUUGAGGAGACUGGUUAUUCCGAUGAGGAUCAGGCGUGUAGGGAGUUUGUGUGGGAGAAGAUGCAGGAGAUGCAAGCAGCCGGCAACCCCCCCGACGAAUUGAUCUCUGCGCCGUGGAUGGAGGGUCCUGGCGCUGCCGGUGCCGGUGCCGGUGCCGGUGCUGGACCUGGCGCCGGUGGAAUCCCAGAUUGUCCGCAGCAAUGAG